GGUGAUGUUUCUUUACGAUUUACUCGAAUAGGUUUAGGUAUGGCAUUGCAUUUGUUGUACAAGAAAUCUCACUCAGAUAUGGCAAAGCUGUGAAAUUUACAUUUGAUCCUUCUCUCUCCUCUCUCUUUUACCUUCUUUCUUCUGAUUUACUUUCCGAGAUCUCAUAAUAUUUUGCUGUCCAAAAUGGCGAUACAGCUUUCCAAACCGAGAUAUUUUCUCCAGAACCAAACCACUCGUAUCUUUAAAAUACUCUCUGUCUUCGUCCUGUUCUACAUCUGCACCUACUUACUACUACCCCGGAUCCAAUCCUCUCCUCUCACUAUCACCGAAGAAGAUAUAUCCUUCGAACAACGUACCAGUCACAUCUCCAACAAUUUCCUUCCCGCCUCCAGCGCAGACCAACUAUGUGCUUCUCACUCCCUUACACCCUAUCCCCAUCGUUCGCAAAAACGUAAGAUUUACGAUCUUUUCAUGGUCAAUUCCGAGCUCGAUUGGCUAGAAAUCCGUCUCAAUGAAAUGAACACCGAAGUGGAUUAUUUCGUCAUUCUCGAAGCACCAACUACCUUUACCGGUCUUGCAAAAAAUAUGACCUUCCAAGAAAACAGAGCAAAGUUCUCCGCAUUCGAGGAUAAAAUCAUUUAUCACGUUUUGACCGAUGCUCCUCCCCCAGUCGCCAACACCACAUUACCCGGCUCCAAAGAAUACGAAGCGAAUGCAUGGAUCCAAGAGAAGUUCCAACGAGACGCCAUGUUCACCCAGGUAUUCCCCAAGCUGGAGCACGAACAGAAGCCCAUCGAAGGAGAUGUGAUACUCGUCUCCGAUAUUGACGAGGUAAUUCGACCUGCUACCCUUCAAGUCCUACGCAACUGCAAUUUCCCCUUGAUCCUUACACUGCGCUCACAAUUCUACUAUUAUUCCUUUCAAUUUCGACACCGAGGAGAACAGUGGGCGCAUCCCCAAGCGACAUUUUACCAGGGUCUGGAAAAUACCAUCAAACCACAUAGUCUCCGUAGUCGUCAUGGAGGGCAUGUACACGUGGACGAAAGAGAUAGUAAAGUGGUAGGAAAUUUGUGGAAUGCGGCUUGGCACUGCAGUAGUUGUUUUAGCACACUCAAGGAGAUGAGAAGAAAGAUGGAGAGUUUCAGUCAUACAAAUCUGAAUAAGCAGGAGUUCAGAAUGACGGAUAGAAUUGUGGACAGAGUCGGAAAAGGGAAGGAUUUAUGGGAUAGAUUUGGUCAGUGGUACAAAAGAGUCGACAACAACAAUGACAUCCCCAGCUAUAUCAAGGACCACCGAUCCAAAUUUGGAUACAUGGUUGAUCGCGACGGUGAAGGAGCCGGAUUUGUCGAUUACGAGGAAAUUAUUGAGAAAGAGAAAAAGGGGAUGGAUUUAAUUUGAGAACUUUUAUGGAUGAACUCUUUAAUGUUGUAAUAUGGUAUAUUUUAUGAGGACAUUUGCACUAGCAUUUGCGUACGGAGUUUGGGGCUUGGAUAGAUGAUUGGUUGCAUUCAUUGGAGUUUGGAAUUGGAGCGCAAGAUUCCCCAUAUUUAAGAAUUUAAGAAAGGAGACAAAGAAGCAAAAGAGAAGGAGUUAAAUUUUACAUGUUCUAGAAAGGGGUAUUUAGUGGAUUUCCACAACGUCUCUUUAGGGGUCUUGGAGAGCGGGGCAGCUGUGGGUAUAUAAUAGAACGAAGACACUCCAACUAAGAGCAUUGUGCUUUAUGCACAAUAAGCAUGCUGCCAAUAUCCAAACAGAAGAUUACACCUUAUCAAAUGAUCGGUUCAAUGCAUCCAACCUCCAAGUUUUCAGUCAUAUAAAUGCGCAUCCACUAGGACACA
Molecule: messenger RNA, 1838 nt
Organism: Botrytis cinerea B05.10
Lineage: Eukaryota; Fungi; Ascomycota; Leotiomycetes; Helotiales; Sclerotiniaceae
Exons: 2
Coding region: 184-1398 (404 amino acids)
Biological process (GO): N-acetylglucosamine metabolic process; protein N-linked glycosylation
Cellular component (GO): membrane
Molecular function (GO): beta-1,4-mannosylglycoprotein 4-beta-N-acetylglucosaminyltransferase activity
Source: RefSeq, a predicted model, not a curated record